Myotis lucifugus (little brown bat) is the source of this 4599-nucleotide messenger RNA. It is a transcript of the gene LRRIQ1, whose product is annotated as leucine rich repeats and IQ motif containing 1. The transcript has 26 exons. NCBI's taxonomy places the organism in Eukaryota, Metazoa, Chordata, Mammalia, Chiroptera, Vespertilionidae. The record is from RefSeq and is a predicted model, not a curated record. Gene Ontology annotation, molecular function: protein binding.
UUUGUUUGGCUUCUCCGGGCGCUGUCUUCCAACUAGGUGGAGGGAGUUAGCUGCUGGAUGAUGGAAGAGGAUGAUGAUGCAAAGCUCAACGAAGAAAUAGAAGCUGAAUUGGACAAAAUCAGCAUUUCUUCUUUGGAAAAAGAUGAUGUAGAUAGUGAUUCAAACUCAGAAACCCAGAGUGAUGAGAGUGAUGCUGACUUAGUUGAAUUACCGGAGUCAGUUCUUCAGUGUAUUAACAUCAUAAAGAAUAAGAGUAAAACUGCUGAAGAGCUCAUUCUUCAGGACUUAGAAGAUACUGAUGUUUUAAGCUACACUUAUGGAGCAGUUUCUAAUAAUCAUAUGCACUUAAGGGUAGAAUUAUCAACUGAAUAUAAAGAAAACUCAGAUCAAUUAAUGAAGAUAUUAUCUGAAAUAGAAAAAGGAGAAUUUCUGAGAAGUAAUACCCACUGUGACAGUCCUGAUGCUGUUCCAGAGCCUGGUCCUUAUGAACAUGUAGAUGAACAUAUUUUUCUAGAUGAUGGUGAAAUAAAUUUUGGAUACUGUGAAGUGGAAGAAAGAUGUAGGCAAUCUUUUGAGGCUUGGCAAGAUAAACAGAAAGAACUAGAAGACCAAGAGAAAGAAACUCUCAAAGCUCAGAGGGAAAGAGAAGAAAAGCAGUUUCAAGAAGAAGAAGAAAAGAGACAUUGCUGGAUGAAACAGUUUGAAAUUGAAAAGAAAAAAUUAGAGAAUAUUCAAAAGCAAGAACAGGCCAAGAUGAAUGAUGAAUGCCAAGAAGAAGAGAAAAUGUGGAAAGAGAAAUUUAAACAACAUGAGGAGUUUAUUAGGAAUUUGCAUUUACAAAUGGAAGAAGAAAGAACAAAAUUUAAAGACCUGCAGGAAAAAGAAAAAAUGCGUUUAUUAAAAAUGCAGCAUAAUGCAGCUGUAAAAAUUCAAACUAAAUAUAGAGCAUUUGUGGCCUACCGACAAUAUGGCCCAAUUAUAAAAGAACAAAUAGAAAAUAAGAAAAAAAAAGCACUAGAGUUGAAAGAAAAAGAAGCAAAAAUACGACAGAUGGAAGAAGAAAUACAAAAAAGAUUAGAGGAGGAAAAAAGGAGAGAAGAAGAAAUACAAAGGCAGAAGCAAGAGGAAAGAAAAAAGAGAGAAAAAGAAUAUGAAGAAAAAAAGAACAUCCUGAGACAAGAAAAAGAGCAACUACUAAACAAAGAAAAAUUAAGAUUAAAAGAAGAUGGAAGAAAACAGAUAAUAAUAAGUAGAGCAUUAAAAAAGGGAGAACAAAAUGCUACACAUUUAACUAUUGAAGAUAAAUCAAAGAAUAAGGAUGAAAUAGCCAAAAUGCUAGGAGAUGAAAAGUCAAAGAAGUGGGAAGCUGCUCCCCUUUGGCGAGAUGAAAAGUUGAAUAAGAGAGAGAAUAUAGAUAGACAAUUUGUACUGAAAGAAUCAAUAGGAGUGCAAUUAAAAGAAUCUAUAUCAAACCAAGAAAUUUUGGCAGAACUUAAAAUGGAAGAAAAAAAUGAAAACCAGGCCAAACAACAAUGUUCAGAGAAAUUGGUCAAGCAAGCAAGAAAAUAUGAAACUAUCGACCAUAAAACUGAAUUAGAAAACCCAGAUCUAAAGGAACAUGGGAAAGAACAGUUUCAGCUGCAAGAAUUAAUCCGUCCAAUACAAAAGGAAGUAACCAUGAAGGCUGCCGUAAAUGAGAAUAUAAAACAAGGAACCCAAAUAAUAUUAGGACACAGUCAAGAAAUUAAUGAGGUAAAAAACAAUGAGGCACAGAAAAUAAUCAAAGAUAAUCAACAGAGUAAGACACAAAAAGUAGAAAAAGAAGAAGUAUCACAACAGAAUGGAACAUUAUACGAAGCAGAUGACAGUUCAAUGAUUUCAAUGAAUCAAAAACUACUACCACUAACAAUAGAACAUUCUGAAUGUAUAGGUGAGAAUGUAAUACUUCAAGGAAAAGAACUUGAUUUAAAAUCUGAAGAAACUAAGGAGAAUCCAAAAGGCAGUGCUCUGAAUAGUGACUUAAUUAUUGAUGGUAGUGAUGCUCUGAUAAAUGUAGAAAGGAAAAUAAACAAGCAAAAUUAUAUUUUAGGUAGACAUGCUCCUUGUGAAGACCUGAGUGGCUAUAAUACAACAAACUCUUUGGUUCUUAAAGAAGUAAGCUCUCUAAAGUCUCAGAUUAAAGAAAUUUCAGAAGAAUGUCAUGAAAAUAGAGCUGAAUGUGAGAGUGUUGUGACCUGCUCUGUACCGGAGCCAACACUUCUAUCUUCUAUUGAAGAAAAGAGGCAAGCUUGGAUAAAAUCUGUUAAAUCCUGGUCAGACAUUUUCAAGCAACAUCAACAAAAGAAGAUUGUUAAGAGAAAGAGACUUGUGAAGUGUCCAGCCAACACGAUGCCUCCUUUGAAUACACUAGAAAUUCUUCAAUGUGGCCCAUGGAAUACUUUACAGCAGGUUACAAGAGUAACAUUUCAAGAUUUGCCAGGUUGUAGUCUUUCCACACUGGCAGAGUGUACCAAUCUUCAGUUUCUGUCUCUUCGACGCUGUGGAUUAAAUUCUUUGCAUGGCCUGAAUAACUGCAAAAAACUGAAGUACAUUGAUGUACAGGAAAAUAAUAUUGAGACUAUCGACUGUGAAAAUUUGGAAAAUCUCUGUGUUGUUCUUCUUAAUAAAAAUAAACUAACUUCUUUGCAUGGUUUGGAUGGCUGCACUAAUAUCCAAGAUCUUGAACUUUCACAUAAUAAAAUCACUCGAAUUGGUGGUUUAGAAUCUUUAAAAAAUCUUCAGCAACUAAUUGUGGACAACAAUCAGUUAAUUAGUACAAAAGGCCUUUGUGAUACUCCUACCAUUAUCUACCUGGAUUGCUCACAUAAUCAUCUUACUAAAGUUGAGGGUAUUGAAAACUGUGGAUUGCUUCAAAUACUGAAGUUACAGGGAAAUUACCUAAGUGAGAUUCCACCCUUGGAGAAUCAUGUUCUACUACGAGAAUUGUACUUGGAUGAUAACAGCAUUUCAAUUGUGGACGCAUGUUCUUCGUAUUGGCUGCCUUUGCUACAAAACCUGACUCUGUCUCAAAACAGCUUGACAAAAAUCACACCACUUUUUCAUUUUGUUUCUCUGGAAAAACUGGAUGUCAGCAACAACUGCCUUUCUGACAUGGUUUGAUGCAUAAAGUGGUUUGAUGCAUGCUAUUCUCUUCGUGAAUUGAAUAUCACUGGAAACCCACUUCUUCAAAAACAAAACAAAACACUGCAUUCUUUGCUUAAAAUGUUACCUGCUCUAAGAAUCCUCAAUGGUGAAACUCUAGACUCUUGUUCAAAAAGCCACAUUGAAGAACACUGUCAAUCAGAAUUAGGACGUUUCCUGUUACUUUGUCAGUCCCAGAUUACAGAAUUCAACUUACUAAUUGAAAACUAUAUUACUGGAAAAGGUAUGGCAGCUAAAGUAAUCCAGGCAUACUGGCGUGGUUACAUUGUGCGCAGACGGAUUCAUUUAUCUACAAAACUGCAUACUGCUUCAUCAGGACUCCUGAGAUCCCGGCCAGAGUCCGGCAUCAAAAAUCAAACUAUUUUAAAGGAAGAAAAAAUACAAAACACUGGGAAUAUCCAAGAACAGAUGGAAAAGGCUGCAAUUGUUAUUCAGGCGGUUUGGAAGGGCUUUCUUUUGCGAAAGAAACUGACAACAGCUCUAGAGGCUAUUAAGAAUGAAGAAUCUGAAGAAGAAUAUGAAGAAAUAGAUUUAGAGGAUUUUAAAUUUGAUGAAGCUGCCUUAGAGAAAGAAUGGCGAGCUUUAGAUCCCGCCUGCUUCCCUUCACAAACACAGCUUCUACCAAACCAGCUGCACUGGCCAAAGUUUUCUGGAACCUUAAACAAUGAUGAUACUUCACUUAAUUUACCAAGUCGUCCAGCUCAAGCAUGGCUAUGUAAUGAGAAAGAAAAUUUGUUUUCAUCGGAACACACACAGUUCAAUGGCAGAUCAGAAAGUAGCACUUUAUCCCAGGCACCUGAAUCAAAGACCAGCAGAAAGAGUUUGCUAAAAUCUGAAAUAGAGGAAAAAAUUUCAGAAGAAUGGGGCUUUAAGGAUAUUUCUACUGCUCAGCAAAUGCUGAAGAGAGCACAGAAAAUGAAAUCGAAGAAAUUAAGGAAAAAAUUAGAUGCCACAGUGCGCCUAGCAUUAUUCAAAAACAAUGAAAGUAAAGUUUCUGCUACACAAUCACCAAAGAAGCUACAACCCAGGAGACUUGGUUACUUUGAAGGUAUGUUUUAAUCACAGAUUCAUAGAAAGGAUACCAAGGCACAUGAAAAAUUAGAAAGGAGUAAGGAAUAUAUAUAUCAGUGGCUUCACACACAGGUUGGAGUUCAUGAAACAACUAGUUCCAGAGAUUUGAAAUGCAAUCAUUUCUUGCCUGAGUUAGAUCCAAAUGUACUUAAUGGUGGAAGAGUUCAGCUUGUGGCAAGACUUGUAAGCAGAGAAGACACGGAUUUAGAGCUUUUUUCCAUGACCAGUGGAAGUGCUUUGUCUGUGAAGAAGGAAAAAAAAAAUCAGGCACACAGACACUCAGAGGGAUCUUCAAGUAAGUUGUGGUUUCCUUCAGAAUUAAUUUAG